Molecule: messenger RNA, 1729 nt
Organism: Oncorhynchus kisutch (coho salmon)
Lineage: Eukaryota; Metazoa; Chordata; Actinopteri; Salmoniformes; Salmonidae
Product: zinc finger protein 250
Exons: 2
Coding region: 254-1315 (353 amino acids)
Biological process (GO): regulation of transcription by RNA polymerase II; embryo development
Cellular component (GO): nucleus
Molecular function (GO): RNA polymerase II transcription regulatory region sequence-specific DNA binding; DNA-binding transcription factor activity, RNA polymerase II-specific
Source: RefSeq, a predicted model, not a curated record
AGCAAUUCAGAGUAUAGUCUGCUUGAAACGAAGAAGAAGACAUUUUAGCUAAAUUUGGUGUUGGGAGUAGGAUCCAGUGACUGGUUUUCCAUUAAAUGCUCCAAGACAGCAGGUGGCGCUAUAGUAAUGCAAUCUGUUUUUCACCGAUCGCGUUAUGUAAGGAGCACACCGUCCAUCGUUGUUUACAUAUGUUAUAGAUUAGAUCUGCUAGGCCAAAGUAGACAGAAGUUUCAACAUUUAUUUGAUCGCCAAUAUGUCCAAACUACAGUUGCUGAAUGUGUUCGUCGCCGAGCGUUUAUCCGCGGCUGCUGUGGAGAUAUUCGGGGCCGUAGAGAAGACCAUUGCAGAGUUUCAGGAACUAAUCUUAUGUUCAGCAGAGGAGAACGAGCGUCUACGGAGGCUGUUGGCCAUGGUUAUCAAACCAGAGAUAAAGUUACACAGAGUUGACUUCCAGCUACUCACUCUAGUCGUUCCCCCUGAGCAGCAGAACUGUGAUCAGGAGUGGAGCCCCAGUCUGGGGCAGGAUGACCCAGAACCCACACAGAUUAAAGAGGAACAACAGGAGCUCAGACUCAGUCAGGAGGACCCACCUCAGCCCUCACAUCAUUACCAAAACCAAACUGUGGAUGAUGGAGAGAUGAGCGCUCUACCUAUCAUCAUAACUGAGGAGAUCAAAACAGAUCCUGAUGUAGAGGACUACAGAGUACCACAACCAACCAGUGAUCAGCCCCACUCAGUUCAUCCAGACUGCUCUGCUGCAGUGGAGAAACUAUAUCAGUGUAAACAAUGUGGCAACAGCUUCACACGUAAGGGACACUUGACCAUCCAUUCAAGGAUACACACUGGGGAGAAACCUUAUCAGUGCAAACAAUGUGGUAGAUGUUUCAAUGUUAUGAGUAACCUGAAACAGCAUAUGAGAAUACACACAGGACAGAAAUCUAAUCAGUGCAAAGACUGUGGCAAAUGUUUCAGUCGGAAGUGUGACUUGGACAGACACACAAGGAUACACACAGGGGAGAAAUCUUUUCAGUGUGAAGACUGUGGCAAAGCUUUCAACCAGAAGAUAGAAUUGACAUUGCAUAUGAAAGUUCAUAGAGGACAGAGAACAUACAGCUGUCCUGUAUGCAGGAAAAGUUACAUGGCAUUAAGCCAUUUAAGACGUCAUCAGAGCAUUCACACAGGGGAGAAACUUCAUCAGUGCAAAGAAUGUGACAAAUGCUUUAGUUAUAAAGGAAGCUUGAAGUUGCAUAUGAGCACUCACACAAAUGAGAUACAUAAUAUCACUGCAAUAAGUGCAGCAAAAGCAUCAGCCUGAAGUGAAUCUGAAGUGAAAACAACAAAUUAUACUUUAUCAUUGUGGAUUUCUUGUUACAUCCAACUUUAAAUUAAUGUUCUAUUUUCUGGCCCUAGACAAAAAACGAAUUGAGUUGUGUGUGUGGAGGGGGAAGCAUCACUCAGUGUCAGCUUUUUAAGAUGAAUCUAGCUCUCACUUUCAGGGACCUACCCUCCAGGACACUGCUGGCUUCAGGAAGUCCUCACCACUGUAUCUAGCACAUAGCACACACUUGGAUUUGUAAACAACAGGAGUUCUUAUUCAAUUGUUUAACAAUGACAUACAGAAUAUCUUCUAUCUGUACUGAUGGCUGCAUGUUAGAAUAUUGAAGUAGCCCAUCACAUCUGUAUUGACUCAAUACAAAAUAAACUUUGUUUUAAUAAAGCUGUUUUUUUC